AUGGCGCACCAAGACAAGAUUGAGCUUCUCAUUGAUGAAGCACUCAAUCGACAAGCAGAGAGUGACCAACACCCACCAUGGGACUGUCUUGCGCUUGUAGGGCUCACGUCCAUCAACCAAGGCCAUUAUGGAGUCUAUCUGUAUAAAUCAGCUUUAGAGAAAACGCCUGCUGAGUCUCGUCCAUUCCUAUGGCGCCGUUAUAUCGAUGCGCUCACGGAGAUGUUAAUCAUUGUCGGGAUGCCAAAAACUCUGAACGCUCUAUAUCCAAUAAUCCCACUAGUCAACAAAGAAGAUCUAAAUCAUGUUAAAAAGUCGGACUGGGAAGCUGACAACUCAGCCAGAGGCUGGGAGUAUGCGAAAUUAACACAUGGAGAUGGUUGGGCCGAUUCAUUCCAGGCGGCUGGUAUGUAUGCGCCGGAUAUUGCACAUAUUACUAUGGAUGUCUCAAUGCGCAAUCUCUUGUCGGAUUAUUCGGUGCAUGAUGGAUUGGCGACCAUGGCGUUGCUGGUAACGGUAUUGGUAACGAUGAACUGCCCACUCCAAGCCUCUUGGCAUGCAAAGGGAUACCUGCGACACGGUGGAAAUAGAGAAAACCUGAAUGAAAUCGUCGAAUUUGCAAAGAAGAUUGCGAAUACCACCGGAAACACUCUCCCCGCUGACUUUCCGACUGUGGAAAUGUUGCUGGAGGGAUUGUAGUGGCGCUCGGGAAUGGACGGAGCAGGAGAGUAUGGUCUUUUGGGAACAACGGACUUUUUAGUUACGGGCUUUUAGGUACGGUCUUUUGGGUAUGGGUUUUUUGGGUACGAUUGUUUUGGGUACGGUCUUUUGGGUGCGACCUUUCGCAUUACGUUGGUUCUGCUGUUCGCAAUUAUCUCCAUGGUGUUGCCUCUUAAUAGCGACGCACAACAACGAACCAUCCAGAAUCUCC
Molecule: messenger RNA, 928 nt
Organism: Trichoderma harzianum CBS 226.95
Lineage: Eukaryota; Fungi; Ascomycota; Sordariomycetes; Hypocreales; Hypocreaceae
Exons: 3
Coding region: 1-696 (231 amino acids)
Source: RefSeq, a predicted model, not a curated record